UAACGGUUCGUCCCUCCGUACAGUUCCAAGUACAGACCUGUCCGAGAUCCAGGCGGCACAAAAAUGAGGCUGUCCGGCGGGGUUCUAUACCUGUUCCUGGCGCUAACUGUGGUCAGUGCCGCGCCGAUCCACCCCGUAGGGAGACGGUCUGUGCUCGUUGGUUUCAAGCUCGUGGACGCUAUCACAUGGAAUCCACGCGCGGAAAACAAUCCGGACAAACUCUUCGCCUUGAUUAACGGUGACCUAUCAGGUGGGACAGUUCUUCGUCCUGACGUCAUCGUAAGCGGAAAUGACGACACCGCAGACGUCACCUCUCCAGGUCCCGGUGAUGCUGACCCUGGCGGAGCAUCUACCAACUCCGCGACCUUGUCAUGAAGCAACUCAAGUAGGACUCGGGCAAGGUCAUCGGGCCAGACGACUAAGGAUCUUAUAGGGGUGUGUUAUGUUUGAAAACGUAUUUCUCUUCUUUUCUGACGACAUAGGUCGGUUAGCAAGUUUAAAAUUAUUAGGCUAAAGUCACAAUGGCUGAAUUAGUUGUAGGGUCUUUCUUUAAAUCAGGUGUGGACUUUUGGGUCUACAUUUGAUCUUUUACCACUUUGUAGCUUUAUAGGAAUGUACAACAGUUCGCUUAAACAUUCCAGUAAAAUUGACCUUAUGCAAACAGUCGGCAAUAACAGCAAAGUCAGCCUAUUAAUAGCCCUUUUGUACGAACGAACGCCAAACGCAUUGGUCAGUUUUAUAAGGUAAUGUAGCAUUCAUGCAUAUCUGUAAUACCAACUUUACACUGUUGUAUUUAGAACAGUUCGGGAUGUGCUACAGAAUAGUCCAUAUCCUCACAUAGAACCCUUUAAGCCGAUACUGUCCAUCAACCAAGUGCAAACUGUAAGCCGGUAAUCAUCGUAGCUUCGGUUAGGAGCGCCUCCUUGCGGAUCAUUUUAGCAAUGGCAGCUAUAUUGUGUGUUUAGUGAAUCAUGACUCGGUGUCUCUUCUCUGUUCUGUUGAGGAUUUUGGCUUCACGUGUAUGGUUGAGAGAGGUGUAUACAAUAAAGAAAUAGUAAAGAGUAA
Molecule: messenger RNA, 1065 nt
Organism: Branchiostoma floridae (Florida lancelet)
Lineage: Eukaryota; Metazoa; Chordata; Leptocardii; Amphioxiformes; Branchiostomatidae
Exons: 2
Coding region: 64-375 (103 amino acids)
Source: RefSeq, a predicted model, not a curated record